Molecule: messenger RNA, 318 nt
Organism: Symbiodinium sp. CCMP2592
Lineage: Eukaryota; Dinophyceae; Suessiales; Symbiodiniaceae
Source: the annotation of a GenBank genome assembly
AUGCACACUGGAGAAGAUUGCUUUGAAGGUCAUCUGCGACCGGAGAGGGAGGCUGAAACCCAUACAGGCUGUCUUUUGGGUUUCCUGCUUACAUGCAGGAGGUCGGAGCGUGCUGGACAGUUCCGGAUCCAAACGGGUGGUGUGCGAAGUUCUGUGGCCUCUUCCAUCUGCAGCUUGGCAGAAGCUUGUCGAAGCCUUUGCUUCGUAGAGGACACCGGCAAGUGGCCUAAACCUUUAGUCCACCGGAGACUCGCCUUCAUCCCCAAGGAAGACGCAGGAGAUCGUGUUUUCAAUGACCGCCAAAGGUCAGGCAGUUAG